This is a messenger RNA of Drosophila novamexicana, 2608 nucleotides long. RefSeq names its product homeobox protein 5. Gene Ontology annotation, cellular component: nucleus. Bases 1521 to 2450 code for a protein of 309 amino acids. The transcript is spliced from 2 exons. The record is from RefSeq and is a predicted model, not a curated record. NCBI's taxonomy places the organism in Eukaryota, Metazoa, Arthropoda, Insecta, Diptera, Drosophilidae.
GAAUAAGCUAAGAAGAAAAAGUUGAAUAUUGAUUAAAAUUUCUGCAAAAAAAUAUAUAUAUGUAAUUAUAUAUUGUAAAUGUCUUUAAUUUAAGUGAUAUAAAUCAAAUAUUUGUGUAACGUUUAAUAUUUUAAUACGCGUCGAAGUACAACGAGUGAAGCUAAUCGCACACAAAGAAAAACGAGAAGCAAAAGCACCAAUUACAAUAAAAAAAAAUUAACGCAAAAGCAAAACUUUUCUUGUGUGGCACAACUACUGGAUUGCGAUUGCCCAUGGUCGUCGUGUACUUUGCGAAAAUAAAACACUAAAUUCUAAAGAAAACAACGUUAAGCAAAACCGAAUCAGAAUCAGUUAAAAGUGUGAUUUUUUUGAGCCUUUGUCUGUAAGUGAGAGGAGAAAGCUUUAAGCGGAAUCCCUUUAAGCAAACAUCCCGUCGCCAUUUUGAAAGUGAUUUUACAUACAUACAAAUACAAAUAUAUAUACGUACACAUACACACACAUAACCACUAGAGAAAAUCGACAACAAAAACAAUUCACAAUUCCCCCUAUAGAAUACCUAUCACAAAAACAAAUUUAAUUGAACUGGCAACAGUGAAAACAAGGCAACUCUUAAAUAUAAAUGCAAAUAAUUUGUAAUAAUCAGUAUAACAAAAGUGGCAAAGAAAAAACCCCCCGUAGCUGCAAAGCAAUCAAUAACUGCGACACACAUACAGUCGUCUUUUUCACUCCCAUACUGCGUCACCAAAGCAGCGAGUGUGCGAGCGAGCUAGACUGCAGCAACAACAACAAUAUUGGUGUGAAAAGGUUUACAACUCAAAGACCCGGGACCCCGGCUUGGAUGUCAGCUACGACGAUAAGGCAAGAGAAAAAAGCACGAGUAAGAGAGAGUUUGGAAAAUUAGCGCUAAGAAGGAUAGCCUAACAAAACAGAGAUAAAUCAACAGACUGAUAAACAAUACAUAAAGUUAAACUAUAUAAAGUAUAUAACUAAAACUGUACAUACAAAACGAGACGCAAACCGAACGCAGCUACAACAACAAGAAGACGAAUACAAUUAGGAACUACGUGAGCAGCCGCCCGUUAUCCGCUACUGUGAGAUUGAGCGAUAAGAGUAGGAGAAGAAGAGAGUCCGGUAACAUCGUCACAGUGCAUCAAAUAGGCGAGGACAACGGUGACGGAGAGAGGUGAGGAGGAGCACAGGCAGCGACGUAGUAGCAGCUUCGCGUUUGAUAUCGAUAAAUAAAAACAAAACAAAAAUAUUGAUUUUAAGUGCGUGUGAUAUUUAACGUUAAGCAUUAAUUUAGCGAAUAACCAAAAACAAAAAAGGCAAAAAAGCAGAAAUUUUAACAAAUAAUCGAGCGAAUAGAGCGAGCGAGAGAGAGAGAGAGAGAUAGCGAGAGAGAGAGUAAGAGCGAGAGUGCGCUUUGGGUAAAGCUCAGUUUAUAUUGAAGAAACAACAGCAUCAGCAGCAGUGUUGGAAAAGCUUUUGACAGUGAAAGCAACGGAAAACAAGAAAUUACUAUGACAUACUCGCACAAUAGUGUUAGAAACAACAUUAAAAUGACAACGGCAUCAGCAGCAAAGUCCAUACGCUUGAAAAAGGGCGCCACAACCCCACCACCGGCAACAACAACAACAGCAACAACAACCACAACAUCAAUAGAAACCGCAACACCUACGGUAACUGCACAUUCCAACAGUAUUGCCAGCAGUACAAACUUCAACAAUCAGCACUUCCAUCAGCAAGCUUUAAGCACAUCACCCACCCACUGCGCCCCCACCACGCCCAACAAUCGCAUGCAGCAGCAGCAGCAACAACAACAACGUCUGCAGAGCCAAUCCGCUGGCGCCAAUCAGCGUAGCCGCCAGCAGCGUCAGUCGCCGCAGCAGGCCGUCGUAGGCGGCGGUUUCUUCUUUGCGAAUAACAGCAGGCGCAAUGGCGGCGGCGGCGGUGGUCGCUCGCCUCAGUCGGCGGCGGCAGCAGCAGCAGCAGGAACAACAACAAGCAGCAGCAGCUUGGUGCGCCAAUCGCCGGCUACCAUUUUGGGCGGCGGCUUCUCGCCGUCUGCUUUUGGCUCGGCACGCAAGCAACGCCGCAGUCCAACAACAACACCUUGCUUUGGUGUGGGCGGCAAAAUAUCGCCACAGCAUCCACUGAUACCCACCGCCUUGACGCAUUUUGCUGGCAGCAAGUGCUUUGACGCACCGGCACCAACGGCACUGCCCAAGCCGCCGCAGCACUGGACGCUCUCCAAGUCCGAGGAGAAAUUGGUGGCCAGCAGUGCUGGUCCCGCCUUGCAGAGCCUGUUGCGCGGCGACAGAUGCAGCGCGUCCAAAUUGAGCCUAAACGGCGGCGGCGGCGGCGGCUACGUGGUUAAAUCAUCCAAGCGCAAUCUUCUGGAUGAAUUUGAUACGCACAAUCUGAAGCUGUUGCUGAACGUGCAGUCCUAACGCAGGAACAACAUUUGCAACAACAAACGCAGCGAAAUGGCAACCACAAUAAACUGAACAUGGAGGACCCAAAACACGGAUGACCGUCAAUGACUGGCAAAUAAAAGAGGAAAAAAUUAAAGAAAAAAAAAUUACAAAAAAAAAAAAUCAAAAAUAUA